Puccinia graminis f. sp. tritici CRL 75-36-700-3 is the source of this 1309-nucleotide messenger RNA. RefSeq lists its product as uncharacterized. Gene Ontology annotation, cellular component: cytoplasm; membrane; cytosol. The record is from RefSeq and is a predicted model, not a curated record. The transcript has 5 exons. Gene Ontology annotation, biological process: intermembrane lipid transfer; ceramide transport. Gene Ontology annotation, molecular function: ceramide 1-phosphate binding; ceramide 1-phosphate transfer activity. The coding region runs from base 186 to 788 and encodes 200 amino acids. Lineage: Eukaryota; Fungi; Basidiomycota; Pucciniomycetes; Pucciniales; Pucciniaceae.
GGAAAUCCGACAAGUUUCAUAAGCGGGUCUAUGACCUAGGUUACGUCACCUCCAACUUCAGCCUUUACCAUAGACGCACCACACUUCUCCAAUUCCUCUGCAGGCGUAUCUUGUCAGCACCACACACAUCCGAAGUCCGAACUGACCCUUAACCGCCAACCUCAACAACAUCAAUCACCCCAACGAUGGCUGCCGACAACACAUGCUACUUCGAUCAGAUGAAGCGCUCCUUCGCGGAUGUACCAGUUACCGACGAAGGUGUGGACACUUUAGCGUUCUUGGAAGCCUGUGAAGACCUUGUCAGGUUGUUCGAUCUUUUUGGAAGUAAAGCGUUUACCGUUGUGCAGAAUGAUCUCAGCGGUAAUAUUGCGAAAAUCCGUACUCGCUACGAUGCUUGCCCUGAGAAAUCAAAGACCCUUGAGUUACUGGUUGAGAACGAGAAGGCCGAGAAGAAGAAAGAUGCCACCCAAGGCUUACUUUGGCUAACCCGUGGUUUACACUUCACCUAUGAAGGUCUUCGAUUAUCUCAGAAAAAUCCAGGAGAUGAGCUGUCGGUUUCGUUUACAAAAGGUUAUGAAGUCACCUUGAAGCAAUAUCAUUCAUUUGUAGUAAAACCCUUGUUCGGGCUUGCUAUGAAAGCGUGUCCUUAUCGUGCAGAUCUUUAUGAAAAAAUGGGGACGAAGGAAAGAGUUGAUACAGAAUUAGAAAGAUGGCUCUCAGCCUUAGAAAUGAUUGUGAACCGGAUCCAAAGUUUCUACGAAAAAGGAAACUAUGGUAAAGGUCUUUGAAGAACUCGUCCUUACACCCGCAAACCAGCAUUGUUUUGUCUUUAGUUUCCUUUCUUCAUAGAGCUGUCUGAUUCCAGUGGUGUCUAUGUAGUUACUUUCCUCGUCUCAUAUCGUGUAUAUCUUUGCUCUUGAUUCCGGAGUUUCAAUAGAUUUUUCUGACCUCAUCUGAUGUGAUGCAAGGGGGUCUCGUUUGUAACGUAAAUUGGAUCACCCUGGAAUUCCAUUGCUUGCUUGAACUUCCCCAAGACUGUGUUGCCUUAUUUGUGACUUUCCUUUUACCUACCAGUCUUUCUAUCAUCUGGUUCAGUCCUUAUCACUUGCAUUCAGCAAAGUGCGGCCUUAGAAGCGUGGGGUUCCGGAGCCCAGGCCAUCGUCCCUUUUCAUAUCAUUUUCCAAAGAUAGUUUUGCUUUCUUCUCUCUACAUGGGAUAUUUCAGACUUUGACACUUUCACAAGCAUAUUUGAUUCACUAAAAUCAGUGGAUCAGUUUUUUUUUCUUAUAAAUAAACUCUGUGCAUUUCU